AUGGAGAAAGAGACCGGCGUUACCCGUGACCCCGUCGUCCAGGGUCUCGCCGUGACCGACGAUGUCAACGCCAUUGAGGCCCCUGUCACCUGGAAGGCUUACCUGAUCUGUGCCUUUGCUUCCUUCGGAGGUAUCUUCUUCGGUUAUGACUCCGGCUACAUCAACGGUGUAUUGGGCUCCCCAAUCUUCAUCGAUGCCGUCGAGGGCCAAGGCGCCACCGCGAUUAGCGAAUCCCACCAGUCCCUUAUCGUCUCUAUUUUGUCCUGCGGUACCUUCUUUGGCGCCCUGAUUGCCGGUGACCUGGCCGACAUGAUGGGCCGCAAGUGGACUGUCAUUCUUGGCUGCCUGAUCUACAUGAUCGGUGUCAUAAUCCAGAUGAUCACCAACGCCCACUCUGCUCUGGGUCCCAUUGUCGCUGGUCGUCUCAUCGCUGGUGUCGGUGUGGGUUUCGAGUCUGCCGUCGUCAUCUUGUACAUGUCUGAGAUUUCUCCCAAGAAGGUUCGUGGCGCUCUUGUCUCCGGCUACCAGUUCUGCAUCACCAUUGGUCUGCUCCUGGCUGCCUGCGUCGUCUACGCUACCAAGGACCGCACCGACACCGGCAACUACCGCAUUCCCAUCGCCAUCCAGUUCCCCUGGGCUCUCAUUCUGGGCGGCGGUCUCAUGCUGUUCCCCGACUCCCCUAGAUACUUCGUCAAGAAGGGUAGAAUUGCCGAUGCCGCACGCUCCCUCUCCCGCCUCCGUGGCCAGCCCGAGAACUCCGAGUACAUUCAGGUCGAGCUUGCUGAGAUCGUUGCCAACGAGGAGUACGAGCGCCAGCUCGUCCCUAACACUACCUGGUUCGGCAGCUGGGCCAACUGCUUCAAGGGCUCCGUCUUCAAGGCCAACUCCAACUUGCGCAAGACCAUCCUCGGUACUUCUCUUCAGAUGAUGCAGCAGUGGACCGGUGUCAACUUCAUCUUCUACUAUUCGACCCCCUUCCUCAAGUCCACUGGCGCCAUCAGCAACACCUUCUUGAUUUCUCUCAUCUUCACCCUCGUCAACGUCCUCUCCACUCCAUUGUCCUUCUGGACGGUUGAGAGAUUCGGUCGCCGGACUAUCCUGCUUUUCGGUGCCCUCGGUAUGCUGAUCUGCCAGUUCAUCGUUGCCAUUGUCGGUGUCACUGUCGGUUUCAACCACACCCAUCCCGAUCCUUCCGACAGCACUCAGAGCAUCGCCAACAAUAUUUCUGCUGUCAACGCUCAGAUCUCCUUCAUUGCCAUCUUCAUCUUCUUCUUUGCUUCCACUUGGGGUCCUGGUGCCUGGGUUCUCAUUGGUGAGAUCUUCCCUCUGCCCAUGCGCUCCCGCGGCGUUGCCCUCUCCACCGCCUCCAACUGGCUCUGGAACACCAUCAUCGCUGUCAUCACCCCUUACAUGGUCGGUGAGGACCGCGGCAACCUCAAAUCGUCCGUCUUCUUCGUCUGGGGCGGUCUCUGCACAUGCGCCUUCGUCUACACCUACUUCUUGGUCCCCGAGACGAAGGGUCUGUCUCUGGAGCAGGUUGACAAGAUGAUGGAGGAGACUGUUCCCCGUACCUCGGCCAAAUGGGUGCCGCACGAGACCUUCGCCUCUCAGGUCGCCCGCAACGGCGUCUUGGAUAAGGUUACCGUUGACAAUGUCGAGCGCCGCGCUUCCAAUGUUUAA
Molecule: messenger RNA, 1680 nt
Organism: Colletotrichum graminicola M1.001
Lineage: Eukaryota; Fungi; Ascomycota; Sordariomycetes; Glomerellales; Glomerellaceae
Exons: 2
Coding region: 1-1680 (559 amino acids)
Biological process (GO): transmembrane transport; carbohydrate transport
Cellular component (GO): membrane
Molecular function (GO): carbohydrate:proton symporter activity
Source: RefSeq, a predicted model, not a curated record